Molecule: messenger RNA, 4733 nt
Organism: Vigna radiata var. radiata (mung bean)
Lineage: Eukaryota; Viridiplantae; Streptophyta; Magnoliopsida; Fabales; Fabaceae
Product: trafficking protein particle complex subunit 8
Exons: 27
Coding region: 272-4141 (1289 amino acids)
Biological process (GO): protein localization to phagophore assembly site; endoplasmic reticulum to Golgi vesicle-mediated transport
Cellular component (GO): cytoplasmic vesicle; phagophore assembly site; TRAPPIII protein complex
Molecular function (GO): protein binding
Source: RefSeq, a predicted model, not a curated record
GUUUUUGUUUAUUUCAUUCUUCAAUACUAAUCUUUGCCUGGACUCUGACAGACGACGUCGUGGAAGGCAAAGACAACUUCGUGUGGAGACUGAACUGUGUGUGGGUUCCCGUUGGUCGUUACUCCCCAAAUCCCAAUCGCACUUCGACGGCGGAGAUCGGAUCUGCUCUGUAUCUCUUUCAGACCGAGACGAGAGAGAGUGAGGUGACUCUCCCACACCGCAGUGUCGGUGAGCUGCGAAUAACCUGCCAAAAGUGAAUAUCCAUAACACGAUGGCGACGAUGGAUCCGCUGAUGACGCCGUUGGGGCAAAUGCUAUUGGAGGAGAUCACUCCGGUGGUGAUGCUCAUUUCAACUGCUUCUGUCGAAGAAGCUUCCCGCAAGAACGGCCUCUCCUUCCUCCAGAUGCUAACGCCGUUCUGCUCCUUCGACAACAUCGACGUGCCUGUUAGGACUGCCAGUGACCAACCCUAUCGCCUUCACAAGUUCAAAUUGCGCUUGUUCUACGCUUCCGAUGUUAGGAGGCCUGAUUUGAAGGAAGCUAAAGAGCAAUUGAAGCAAGUUAUCUCGGAGGCUGGGGAGAAAGAGUUUCCUGACUCGAAUUCAGAUUUGCCGGAAAUUAAUCGUGAACUUUCCUCGAGUUCUGAAUACGAAAAUACACCAUCCUGGUUCCGGUUUCUCAAUAAAGAGCUUGUUCGUGUGGCUUCCUUUUCAGACCAUGAAGCUUUUGACCAUCCCGUGAUAUGUCUUCUUGCUGUCUCUUCUAAGGAUGAGCAACCUAUUAACAGAUUUGUUGACUUUUUUAAUACCAAUAAGCUUCCUUCCCUUCUUAAUGAUGGAGCAAUGGAUCCAAAAAUUUCAAAGCAUUACUUGUUGGUUCAUGAUAAUCAAGAUGGUCCUGCAGACAGAGCAAGUAAAAUAUUGACAGAUAUGAGGAGUACAUUUGGUACUGGCGAUUGUUCUUUGCUUUGUAUUAAUUCUUCCCAGGAGGCUCCAUUCAAACAUCAAGAUAAUCCUUGGGCUUCCUAUAUAUCUGAUUCCUCAUCUAGUUCCACUCAAGAUGUUGGUUGCUUUCUUAACAUGGACGAUAUUGAUGAGAUUAAAGUUCUAAUGCAAGAUUUAUCAUCUAAGCGCAUAAUUCCAAAUAUGGAGCAAACAAUUCGUAUACUCAACCAACAGGUUUCUGCAACACGGAAAGGGUUUAGAAACCAAAUAAAAAAUUUAUGGUGGAGAAAAGGGAAAGAAGACGGUGCAGAUUCUCUCAAUGGUCCUGCGUAUAACUUUAAUUCCAUCGAAUCCCAGAUUCGAGUUUUGGGUGAUUAUGCUUUCAUGUUACGAGAUUAUGAACUUGCCUUGUCAAAUUAUCGCCUAAUUUCGACAGAUUACAAGAUUGAUAAAGCCUGGAAGCGCUAUGCUGGUGUGCAGGAAAUGAUGGGGCUUACUUACUUCAUAUUGGAUCAAUCAAGAAAGGAAGCUGAGUAUUGCAUGGAAAACGCAUUUAACACAUAUUUAAAGCUUGGAUCAUUGGGUCAGCUAAAUGCAACGCGAUGUGGCUUGUGGUGGAUAGAAAUGUUAAAGGCACGUGAUCAAUAUAAAGAGGCAGCUACUGUUUAUUUUCGUAUUUGUGGUGAGGAUAUCCUACAUUCUGCUGUGAUGCUUGAACAAGCAUCAUACUGCUACUUGUUGUCUAAACCCUCCAUGUUACGCAAAUAUGGAUUUCAUCUAGUGCUUUCUGGUGAGCAGUAUAAAAAGUGUGAUCAGAUUAAACAUGCAAUUCGAACCUACCGAUGUGCACUUUCUGUUUUUAAAGGAACUACUUGGAGUUAUAUCAAUGAUCAUGUUCAUUUCCAUAUAGGACAGUGGUAUGCUUCCCUUGGGAUGUAUGACGUGGCUGUCAAGCAUAUGACGGAAAUUUUGUGCUGUAGCCACCAGUCCAAGACAACACAGGAAUUAUUCCUAGGCGACUUUCUUCAUAUUGUGGAGAAAACUGGACGAACAUUUGAGGUAACAAAGCUUCAAUUGCCUGUAAUCAACAUCUCUACACUCAGGGUAAUCUAUGAAGAUCACCGGACCUUUGGAUCCCCUUCAUCUGCUAACAUUAGAGAAGCCUUGUGGCAUUCUUUGGAGGAGGAAAUGCUGCCAUCAUUCUCUGCUGCCAAGACUAAUUGGUUGGAGUUGCAAUCAAAGCUUAUAUUAAAAAAGCACAGUCAAAAUGUUUGUGUUGCAGGCGAAGCUGUGAAGGUGACUAUUGAAUUUAAAAAUCCUCUGCAAAUCUCAAUUCCCAUAUCUAGUGUUACACUUGUAUGCAAGUAUUCUGCCAGUACUGAUGAAGUGAUAUCAAAUGAAAAUGAGUCAAGUAUGGAGAAAGAUAAUAAGGUCGGCCACUUUAGAAAUAUGAGCUCCGACAAUUCCUCAUUUAUGGUGUCUGAGGUUGAUUUCUUACUAGGAGGUGGUGAAACAACCAUGAUCCAACUAUCAGCUACUCCCAGGGAAGAGGGCACUCUUGAAAUUAUUGGUGUCAGGUGGAAACUGUCUGGGACAAUUGUGGGCUUUUACAACUUUGAGUUGGGUCUACCAAAGAAGAAUAUUUCAAAAAGAAGGAAAACAAAGCACCUUCCAAACGAGAAAUUUAAAUUUAUGGUGAUUAAGAGCAUACCGAAGCUUCAGGGUUCCAUCCACCCUUUACCUGGAAAGGCACAUGCUGGAGAUUUACGGCAGCUUGUUUUGGAAUUGAGGAAUCCAUCGGAGUUUCCUGUUAAGAAUCUGAAGAUGAAGAUAAGUCAUCCUAGGUUCCUUAUAAUUGGGAAGCAGGAAAAUAUGAUGUCGGAGUUUCCUGCGUGUUUAAGAAAGAAAACAGAUUCAGUACAAAGUGUUAUGCAUGAUAAUCCUAAUAUCACUACUGACACAGUUUUUUUGUUUCCAGAGGGUACAUCAGUUCAAGGUGACACACCCUUCUUGUGGCCUCUUUGGUUUAGGGCUGCUGUUCCAGGUGAUAUAUCUCUUUGCAUGAGCAUAUAUUAUGAGAUAGGAGAUGUAUCAAGUGUCAUCAAGUAUCGCACUCUUCGCUUGCAUUACAAUGUGCAGGUGUUACCAUCAUUGGAUGUCUCAUUUCAAAUCUGUCCUUUCCGAUCAAGAUUGGAAGAAUUUCUUGUUCGAUUGGAUGUUGUUAAUAAGACUAGCUCAGAAAGUUUCCAAGUUUGUCAGUUGUCAUCAGUUGGUCAUCAAUGGGAAAUCUCAUUAGUUGAAGCUCCGGAUAGUAUUUUUCCUUUACAAUCACUGAUGGCUGGUCAAGCAAUAUCAUGUUUCUUUACACUAAAGAAAUCAAGGAGGCUUUUGACAUUUGGGGAUGACGUGUCUACAUCCCCUGUCAAAAGUGAUGCAAUAUUGGUACCCCAAAGCAUAAAGGAUAUAGUUUAUGACGUAAACAGUGCACCUUUGGUCAAUUUCCACCAUUACGAAAGAUUGCAGCAGGAAGUUUCAUACAAGGGUGACUUAAAUACUGUGGAUUUUGUGUUAAUCUAUCGGCCAUUUAGGAGUAGCGACGAUCCUGGUUUCUCCACUUCGUCUGUAAUGUCCCAUCACGCGUGCCACUUCAGUACUGCUAGCACGGGUCCCAUUUCAUGGCUAGUGGAUGGACCUCAAACCAUGCAUCAUGACUUCUCUGCAUCAUUCUGUGAAAUAAAUAUGAAGAUGCAUAUUCACAAUUCAUCUGGUGCCACUACUUUUGUACGCAUUGACACCUUAGAUUCAGAUGGUAAUAGUGAACAGAUAAACAGUGUAAAUGUGGUUCAAUCUGCAACUACCGAUAACCAAGCAGGAUGGCACGAUAUCGCCCCAGUGAAUGAACUCAAAGUCGCCUCAAAUGCUCUUGAAACCCAACCAGGAAAAGCACUAUCAUUGGAAAGUGCCUCCUCAUAUAUUUGGUCUGGAUCAAGUUCAACCCAUCUCCACAUUGAGGCUAUGUCCUCGGUAGAAAUUCCUCUUCAGAUCUGUGUAUUCUCUCCUGGGACGUAUGACCUGUCAAAUUACGUUUUGAAUUGGAAACUUCCAUCCAAUGGACAGGGAGAUAGUGAUGAAAAGAGGCAGCAAUCAGGCCAGUGCCAGGGGUAUAAAUACUAUCUUACCGUGCUCCAGUCCACUUGAGAAGUUUGUAAAUGUUUUUGCUGUUUGUUUAUCUCAUGCUAGAAUCUAGAUGAGUUGUAGCCGGGGCUGUACAUAUAUUAUACACAUUUCCAUGUAUUGUUAAAAUGUCUUUAGGCAUAGAGCAGUGUAAAAGUUCGGUGGAUAAAGUGGUGAAAUCAACUUUUUUAUCCGAACAAAUAAGGACGAUGGCAACCUACAAUUCAUCGAACAGGUUGGUUGGCUGGCGUAUUUGGACUGGCCAAGUUUGAGAAAAAAAGAAAGCGUUUUUACGAAGCCUUAACAAUUUUUUGCAUGCCCCGCGGUUAAGUAGGGAUGGAUAGAAUUGCAGAGUGGACGUGCACAGGUAAUUAAAUCAGAGUUUUUCGUCCUUACCCCUGUAGGGGGUAACGCGUCACCAGCGCAAGAAUUGGUUACACUUGCAUUGCACGCACCAAAUGUUUUCAGCGUACUUCAACGAGGAUAAGGGCGAUUCUUCUUUCUCAUUUUUCUACAUAUCAUCCAAGCAGCUCAGAUUGCUUAGUUUUUGAGUCUUGCCUUUACUAAACUGUAACAAAAUUAUUCCAAUAUUAUAGGAUAUGGCAUUUUAUUGUUA